GACGGUGAAACGAAAACUCUUGUCAGUGGCUCAGGCUCAGAACAUAUUACUAUUAGUUUAGUGGGUAAUACUAAUCUGAAUCUGAGACUAUCACUUAAAAAAAGAACAACUAAUAAAAUAUCUUUCUGAGAGUUGAGAGAGUAAUACUAAUAUUUAGUACCGGUAACUAGUAAUAGUAGGCUAGUAGUAGUAGAAGAAGUAGGCCUAGUUGGCCUAUUAAAAAUAUAAUUAUAAUAAAUUUAAAUGGCUAAGUGUCACAAGUGUAGUCACUUGUCUACGACCGACGUUACAUUUGAAUUUCCAGGCAUGCAAUGUUACUUAGAAUCAAAUGAGGGCAAGACAUUUCUUAAAACACUAUCCACUAGAGACAACUGCUACUUUGAAUUUUCAUCAAAGGACAAAACACAGAAAACAACUUUUGACAAGAAAUGUUUAUUAUUUCAAACAAUCGUGUGUUAUGGCUUCAACGUUCACUUGGUUAAAGGCUUUAUUGGGGACAUUCAUUGCCAGCUGAAAGUUCAGUUUAUGCCCUCAAACAAAGGUAUUAAACUUUUCAAACUAUUACUAGCUCUUGCUAAAUAAGCCACUAUGCAUGCUCUAUAGAAUUCCAGCCAAUUUUUGUUAACUGCUUUGCUUGCAAACUUUCAAAGAGAUAUUUAUUUUUAUGUGAACAAUGACUUGAUUCCCAAGCCCAAAUCCCAUAACUAUGUUCAUUGUCAUUUUAUUACUGCAUCAAGUAUCAAAUUUAUAAUGAUAUUUAACUAAAUAUAGUUGUGAACCGUUUCUGGGCCAUGUUGGCUGGUUCAGGUAACCAAAAAAUGUUAUAUGACUGAUUUUUAUAUUAGAAAUAAAGUAAUAGAAAUAUUCAAACAAUCAUACCUACUAUAACUGUCAUUAAUAAAAAGAUACUUUUUUUUAAUAUUAUGGAGGCAUAUUCUUUUGACAUAGCUUCAACUCCAUGAGAAUUUUUUGUGCGUAAAAAAAUCUUCAAUUCUAAAUAACAAACUAACCAAAUUAUUGCACUCAAGUACUGAACCCCCUUUAUGCAUCAAUCUUUCUCUACCCACACCAAUUUAAAUAUUAAUUUGUAGUCAAUCUAUCUACUAUUUUAAAGUUUAUUUAAAAUUCCUAAUUAAAAAUAACCCUUUUUUAACAGAGAAAUGUUAUGCUCAAGAUUCCGGCAAUGGUUUGUACCUGAUCUACCUCCCACCUUGGCGUAUUAAAGGAGAUCAACAGAUAAGUCAUUUUCAAACACUAAGGACAUCUCUGAGUGCAUCCAUAAAUUAUGUUAUUCAUGUGGCUCAGCAAGAUCAAUCCCAAACUUUGGUGUUCUCUGCAGAAAAUAUUUCUGAUGCUGAAUAUCCAUUUCCACUUGAUGCAAUAGCACAUGCUUUGGUUGAAUCACUUUGUGAAGCAUAUUCAUAUACACAAAAUGUUAAUCUCCAAGAAUGCAGCUCAUUCACACCUGAUAUUUAUGUAUGUGAACCAACACGUGAAGCAGUUUUCAAAGCAUUCACAUUUGUUUUUAACAGAUAUGCACCUAUUAUAUGUACAGGUACAGAUCAACAAAUGCACUCAAAGGGUAUGCUACUUGUUUUGUCAACUAUUUAACUACAUAUGUGUAUGAGAAAAGCUUGUUCUAAAACUUGACUUAUUUGUCAAGUAAAAUUUGAUUUCGCAUUUUUUUGGAUAUAUUGUAAUACUUUUCUUACUUUAAGGCAAUCUUUAGAACAUCACUCACAUAGCAAAUGAAAAUAAAUCAAAGAAUUGUCAUUAAAGAAUUGAAUGUAAUUUAUUUAAUUAUUUUUGACGCUAAUAAAGGAUACAAGCACAUUCUGAAUAUUAAUAUAUUAAAGUUAAAGGAAAAAUAUUUCCAAACUAACAUAAAUUAAUGUUUUACUGAUAGUAUAAAUUACAUUAAAAUUCUUUUAAGGCUUUCACGAGUGCAAAACCAAAAUACCAAAGAAUGGCAGAGUUGCAGAAUCUAAUCAUAGAUCUUUCAUUAAAGUGAGUAUUUCAGAUUAGGAUGGCUAAAACAUAAUAUAUUUCAAGAAUUUCAAAUCAAAUUUUUCUUAAAUCUAAAUUUUGAUACCGGUACUUAAUUAUUUGAUCCAUAUAAAUACAUAAUAAAUAAAGAGUUAAUUUUGUUUAAUUUUAUGUUUUUUGUUGUAGUCAGAAAAACAACAUCAUAGCAAUAAAAAUCAGCCAAAUAAGAAAGGAAACGAGAUUAUGACAAAAGUAACAAAAUUCGGUAUGUAUUUUAAUUUGAAAGUUUAUCGGGUGACUGGAGGGCUAUGUGGUUUAGUAUGUCAACACCAGAAAAUAACAUACAAAAGUUCAAACCCCAGCUAUACUUAAACAAGCUAAACAACUCUGAAUGGAUUGGGCUCGUCAACUUUGUAUGGUGGCCCAUCUGAGAGGAGAAAAACUCUGAUUAGUGGUGAUUGCAAAACCUACAUUGCCUUGGUUACGGUCUGUGGGAUAAAACCCCAACAGAAUAAUCUGGAGUUUGAGUCCUGUAGUCAGUAUGCAAUCAACUCCUGGGCUACCCCUGGGUUCACAUCUACAUGUAGUGGGCGGUGGUGAACCUUAAGUAAAUGCUACAGAAAAUAUGUAGUCAUCACCGGCUUUUGACAUCAACCAACUGACCCUAGCAGUAUGGUUAAUAUAUUUUAUGAUAAUGUGCCAUGCUAAUAUAAAUAUAAAGUCGGAAUGUUUUAUAUAACAGUGACCAGAUGACCUGCUUUACCCGGGACAGUCACUAUUUUCACAUCACCCGUCCAGGUGUCCCUGAAAGGUCAGGAAAUGUCCCGGCUGUGGUGUUUUCCAGCAAACUGUGUACUUUUCCUUAGACAGGGACAAAUGCUCCCACCAUAAGAGUCUUUUCUCUGAUUAGCAAUAUGUGUACACCAGAUGAAUCACUACUGAAAAUCAAUGCAUAUUGUCAAAUGCAAUUUCAGUGAUUCAUCUGAAAAUUUUUAUUCAAAACUUCCCCAAAAAAAGUUAUUAAAAAAAAGAAAAAAUGUUAUUAAAAAAUCCUGUUGUCCUGAGAGCUGUCCUCUCAUCUGAGAAAUAUUAGUGUGUCAUGAUUAUGAAAUUAAUAAUUACAGUUCACUUGUUGAUGCUUCAUAUUUCCGAUGAUAUGGAUUUUGCCAAUAUCUUUUUAUUUUUUAACAACAUGUCAAUUUUUAGUAUUUAGUUACUCACUGACAAGCUGUUUUUCCUUUUUAAGAACAUUGAACAAGUGACAUGUUCAAUCUCAGACUUAACUUUAACUUCGUUAUCGGUACUAUGUUCAAUCUCAGACUUAACUUUAACUUCGUUAUUGGUACUAUGUUCAAUCUCAGACUUAACUUUAACUUAGUUAUUGGUACUAUGUUCAAUCUCAGACUUAACUUUAACUUAGUUAUUGGUACUAUGUUCAAUCUCAGACUUAACUUUAACUUAGUUAUCGGUACUAUGUUCAAUCUCAGACUUAACUUUAACUUAGUUAUUGGUACUAUGUUCAAUCUCAGACUUAACUUUAACUUCGUUAUUGGUACUAUGUUCAAUCUCAGACUUAACUUUAACUUCGUUAUUGGUACUAUGUUCAAUCUCAGACUUAACUUUAACUUCGUUAUUGGUACUAUGUUCAAUCUCAGACUUAACUUUAACUUAGUUAUUGGUACUAUGUUCAAUCUCAGACUUAACUUUAACUUAGUUAUUGGUACUAUGUUCAAUCUCAGACUUAACUUUAACUUAGUUAUUGGUACUAUGUUCAAUCUCAGACUUAACUUUAACUUAGUUAUUGGUACUAUGUUCAAUCUCAGACUUAACUUUAACUUAGUUAUUGGUACUAUGUUCAAUCUCAGACUUAACUUUAACUUAGUUAUUGGUACUAUGUUCAAUCUCAGACUUAACUUUAACUUAGUUAUUGGUACUAUGUUCAAUCUCAGACUUAACUUUAACUUAGUUAUUGGUACUAUGUUCAAUCUCAGACUUAACUUUAACUUAGUUAUUGGUACUAUGUUCAAUCUCAGACUUAACUUUAACUUAGUUAUUGGUACUAUGUUCAAUCUCAGACUUAACUUUAACUUAGUUAUUGGUACUAUGUUCAAUCUCAGACUUAACUUUAACUUAGUUAUUGGUACUAUGUUCAAUCUCAGACUUAACUUUAACUUAGUUAUUGGUACUAUGUUCAAUCUCAGACUUAACUUUAACUUAGUUAUUGGUACUAUGUUCAAUCUCAGACUUAACUUUAACUUAGUUAUUGGUACUAUGUUCAAUCUCAGACUUAACUUUAACUUAGUUAUUGGUACUAUGUUCAAUCUCAGACUUAACUUUAACUUAGUUAUUGGUACUAUGUUCAAUCUCAGACUUAACUUUAACUUAGUUAUUGGUACUAUGUUCAAUCUCAGACUUAACUUUAACUUAGUUAUUGGUACUAUGUUCAAUCUCAGACUUAACUUUAACUUAGUUAUUGGUACUAUGUUCAAUCUCAGACUUAACUUUAACUUAGUUAUUGGUACUAUGUUCAAUCUCAGACUUAACUUUAACUUAGUUUUUGGUACUAUGUUCAAUCUCAGACUUAACUUUAACUUAGUUAUUGGUACUAUGUUCAAUCUCAGACUUAACUUUAACUUAGUUAUUGGUACUAUGUUCAAUCUCAGACUUAACUUUAACUUAGUUAUUGGUACUAUGUUCAAUCUCAGACUUAACUUUAACUUUGUUAUUGGUACUAUGUUCAAUCUCAGACUUAACUUUAACUUAGUUAUUGGUACUAUGUUCAAUCUCAGACUUAACUUUAACUUAGUUAUCGGUACUAUGUUCAAUCUCAGACUUAACUUUAACUUAGUUAUUGGUACUAUGUUCAAUCUCAGACUUAACUUUAACUUAGUUAUGGGUACUAUGUUCAAUCUCAGACUUAACUUUAACUUCGUUAUCGGUACUAUGUUCAAUCUCAGACUUAACUUUAACUUAGUUAUUGGUACUAUGUUCAAUCUCAGACUUAACUUUAACUUAGUUAUUGGUACUAUGUUCAAUCUCAGACUUAACUUUAACUUCGUUAUCGGUACUAUGUUCAAUCUCAGACUUAACUUUAACUUAGUUAUUGGUACUAUGUUCAAUCUCAGACUUAACUUUAACUUAGUUAUCGGUACUAUGUUCAAUCUCAGACUUAACUUUAACUUAGUUAUCGGUACUAUGUUCAAUCUCAGACUUAACUUUAACUUAGUUAUUGGUACUAUGUUCAAUCUCAGACUUAACUUUAACUUAGUUAUUGGUACUAUGUUCAAUCUCAGACUUAACUUUAACUUAGUUAUUGGUACUAUGUUCAAUCUCAGACUUAACUUUAACUUAGUUAUUGGUACUAUGUUCAAUCUCAGACUUAACUUUAACUUAGUUAUUGGUACUAUGUUCAAUCUCAGACUUAACUUUAACUUCGUUAUCGGUACUAUGUUCAAUCUCAGACUUAACUUUAACUUCGUUAUUGGUACUAUGUUCAAUCUCAGACUUAACUUUAACUUUGUUUUCGGUACUAUGUUCAAUCUCAGACUUAACUUUAACUUAGUUAUUGGUACUAUGUUCAAUCUCAGACUUAACUUUAACUUAGUUAUUGGUACUAUGUUCAAUCUCAGACUUAACUUUAACUUUGUUAUUAGUACUAUGUUCAAUCUCAGACUUAACUUUAACUUAGUUAUUGGUACUAUGUUCAAUCUCAGACUUAACUUUAACUUAGUUAUCGGUACUAUGUUCAAUCUCAGACUUAACUUUAACUUAGUUAUUGGUACUAGAUUACUGAUACUUUCCUACUUUUUUUUGUACAAAUAUUUCACCUGCGAUUCCUGAUUUACACAAUGUACAUUUUCAGUACAUCCAUAACGUACAGUAUAUUGCAUAAUGUAUACUAAUGAAGUUGCUCUUUUCUCAUCAUGAAAGUGUCUUUCAGUCAUUUUUCAGGAACCAUUUUUGGCUUUGGGUCCCAGGUUACCCUCAGAAAAAUCUGGUCACCAUAUUUAUAUUAUGUGCAUUGACUUCAUAAAUGCAACAUUUCUGUGGUGGUGUUUAGUUAUCCAAAAAUGUUGGUACCGUUAUCCGAAAUACCUCUUGUACCAAUCAGUUGGGACUAUCAGUGCUCUACAUUCAGUAUAGUGAAUUUAAUAACAAAUGCUUUUAAUUUUGAAAUAUUAUGCAACAACAGUUCAGUCCCUUUGCAUAAACAGUUUGGGUUAUACUGGUGAUUUGAAGAUGAAUUCCAGCAUUCAAUUUAAAUUUAAGCAAAACAUAGUAUGGAUUGCUGUUGCAAUUUUUAUUGACUUUUUUGUUCACUAAAUUCUAACUUUUAUGUUGAAAUAUUUAAAUACUACCAAAGAAAGAGGGAUGCUUUGUAAUGCCAUAAUCAUGGUUAAACAGAUAGUAUUUAAAAAAAUAGUUUGCUAUUCCAAAAGCAAAAUUACCUUAAGUUUAUUUUUAAUAAGCCUAUAAACAUUAUUGCUGCCCCCAUUAAGUGCUGCCUUGGGUUGCCCCUUCACCUCUCCCUUGGUUCACCACACUGUGAGAGGGGGAUCUGCUGACUGGCAAAUAUCCAGGCACUGUGAUUUUGCAACUUCCUGUAAAAUCACACUAUUGUCUCAUUAAGACAGACAAAUGCCAAGUAAUUUAUUUAUUAUUAAAGUUGAUAGAAUGACAAAAGGACUGUAAAAAUGUUGGUAUUACUUAGAUAUCUUGUUACUUGAUAUUUCAUUUGCCAGUAAAAUUAUAUUUCUAAUAUAAAGUAGUCUUUAAUGGAUACUUUUAUUUUAAAAAUGUAUAAUUAUAAUGACGUUUUUUUUUGUGGGUUUUUUUACAUUCUGGAUUUGAUAGAAACUUAAUAUUUUUUCAUUUCAUUAUGCACAUAAUAUUUUCUUUAAUUUACGGUAAUUAUUGUUAGUGUUUUGUUGAAUUUUAAAAGUUAAAAGUAAUACAUUUACAUAGUUGCAUGUCAACUAUCUACAGCUAAGUUUUUUUGGGUUUUUUUUGCUGUCCAAGGCUCCUUAGCACAAACAUCGGUGUUUCAUAUCGUCUUUCUUCAGGUUUUUCCCUAUCUUGUAUAUAUUUCUUAUUACAUAGUUGUAGCUGUAAUGUACCAUCUACAUUAUAUUUCAGAGUAAAAAAUUCAGUCGUAAUUCAUUUUUAAAGCAGAUAGUUUGCUUUCUGUUUCAGUAAACAAAUUAACUACAUCAAAAGCUCAAAGUAAGUUGAAUUUGUGAACAUUAUUAAUCUUUUUAUUCAAAUCAGUACACGAUUCUUGUUUCAGUACAAUAAUUUUUGUUCUAAUUCCACAAAUAUAAAAUUAUCAUAUUGUUAUUCUUAUGUUUUGUUCUUAAUAAUUUUUAUAUUUUAUAUCUAGAAUAAUUAAUUAGUCUACUUCUUUUGAAGAUUUAAUCUAAAGUAUUGCUCAAUACAUUUAUUUUUGUAAUUCCUUCUAUGUGGUUUCAUUUUAUUUCAUGUUUGUAUUUUGCAAACAGACCCUGAAGUCCAGCACAAACCUAAAUCUGCUAAGAGUUCUCUAGCUUUGAGAAUUUCCAAGACCACCAUUAAAAUUUCAGGUCAAUCUAUUGAAAAUAAUGGGAAGACAACAGCAGAUCUCAAAAAACACUUGGAAGAUUUAAUGACACAAAACACUUCUAAGCACACUUUGAAUGAACAGCAAACAAUAGAUUUUGAGGUAUUCUUUUUUUUAAAUUUAAAUAGUUAAUUCUCUAAAAAUCCAAUUAUUAUAAUGAUCUGAAUAAUGAAAAGUCAGAUGGUAUGUUCACAACUAAUGAUCUUUAUAAAUUUAUCAAACUCUUUUUUAACUACAGAAGAUGAUGAGAAAUGCAGAAGAAAUGCCUGUACAAUUCUUUCUGGACAAGGGGGCAUGCUUUUCAAAAGAGCGAAACCUGUCAAGAGGAAGGAGUCAACGUGACAGAAUUGCUCAUUACAGUGACAGGUUCAAAGAAUCGUUAUUAACAGUUUGUGGUCUGCAGAAAGAAACUGUGACAGAGUUUAUUAACAUGGUUUUAGGAGAAAGUCCAUUUUAUUUUAAUUCAUCAUCACAAGUGGAGAGCGCUUCUGUCACAGAAUGUUCUGAUGAGGAUGACAGAAAAAGUCAACAGAAAACGAGCAUCAAUGCUAGUUUAUCAGCUCAUAAAAGUGAAUGUGAGGAAUAUUUCUGUUGGAUGAUUGAAACACAGCCAAAUAAGGGAGAGAAUAUUGAUUUUGUACCCUAUGCUAAUUCAGAGCAACUUGAAGAACAUUAUAAGAAAAUGGAAAAAAUAACUACAAAAGACACCAGUGUGGUUAAUUUCAAAACUAUGAAGAUCUGUGUUGAUGGAGAUGAAAAAUGGCUCAUUUGUUCACCGCGUACUGAUCGUAAGUGUUGUCAAGGAAUUUUUAUAAAUACUUUUUUUUUACUGUCAAAACACAAAAAUUACUUCCCAUUUUUUGCUUUGAUACGCAAACAAUUUCCUCUCUUUGUUCAAAAUAUUUUAAAUAUAAAAUUUCAAAAUCGCUUAUCAUAGUUAAGUCUUUUUGAGGAUCCAUUUUGGAAAAUGAGCUAUGUAUCAAUUUUCAGCCCACCAAAAUGUAGGGAAGUUGGUUUGAAUAUCGGACAUUAAAUAAAUUUUUCAUGGCAAGUUAUAAAAAAAAGUUUUGAAAAACGUAUAGAUUCUGUAGCCUUGUUUUCCAGAUUUUUCAAAGCCUUAAAGUAAAUAUUAUGAUUAAUUUAUUUAUGUUAAUUUACUAACAUUUGUUCAAAAGAGAUUAGAUUCAAGGAUAAUUAAUUUUGUGACUUGGGAAUUCAGUUAAUAAGACAUUGUUUUUAAUGCAGAUGCUACUUACUACCCUGAUCCACCUCGUGCCUGGGAAACUUCAACAAACAAUCCUUACAAGCUCAAGUUGGUAUCAAAUGCUGAUAAAGAAUUUAAAAAUAUUGAAGACCUAUUGACAGACAAUAUUGUACAAUGGGAAUAUUGGGAAAUAAAAGAAGUAUGUACAUGUUAAUAUGUUUCUCUUUUUUUCAAGAGUUUAGUGGUUUCUGGAAGAAUCCUCUUUUUUAAAUAAAACAGUGUAAAUCAUGGUACAAUAGUUAUUUAUCAUAAUUGAAAUGUGGUAUUGGCAUAAAAUAAUGUAGAUGUGAUAUUAAUUAUUGUCAAAGCUUAAAUGUGUAACAAUAAAAUAAUCAUACAGUUGCUUUGCUAAAAUAUUAAAGGAACAAAUAAAAGUCAUUUUUUUAUUAAUGUAAUCUUACCUUUAUAAAAUGUAUAACUGUCACUUUGUUAUAUAACAUAUAAAUUAUUCAAAAUAUGUUAAAGUUGAAAAAAAUUUAUAUUUUUUUUAUUAACCUAUUAACAAUCAUUUAAGAUCAAAAGGAUUGAGAACUUGCAAUUGUGGCAGUCUUAUGAAUGGAAAAAGCAUAUGACAAAGUCAUCUGACAGCAUAAUGUGGCACAGAGUUUCAGCCACCUGUCAAUCGUUCGUUUGUAAAUAUGGCCUCCAUAAAAAUUUCAGUGCUAUGCCACUAAAAGGUAUUCUAUUAAUUUUGAAACAAAGUUUAAUUUUUUUUUAAAUUUUAUUUUGACUUUAUUUGUUGUUUAAUUUUAUUUAUAAACCUGUUAUUUUAGAAAUAAAGGCUCUUGUUAGGGGUUCUUAACAAAUAACUUUGUUAUGAAAAAAUAAUAAAAGAUCUUAUAAACCUUCCAAAAUGGAAUUAUAAGGCAUUAAAAAAAAAAAGUUUUUUUUUUAAAUUCAUAUUUUAAUUUAAUUGUUUUUAUAAAAAUUAUUAUUAAAAAUCUGGAGGAAAAAUUCAUCUAUCAUUUUUUUCUUCUAUUUGAAAUUUUAAAAAAAAAUAUAUGACAUAUCAAAUCAAUUAAUAAGUAAUAUUCUAGCAUUUGAAUCUCUCAAAAGUCUAGCUAUGAAUAUUUAGAAAUUACCACUGAAUUAGAAUAAAUUCUGACACAAAUAUUGUAUGUUGGUUCAGAUUAAAGCUGAAGCUCAAGAAUAAAAAGUGAAUAAUUUUGAUGUCACACUUAGUUAGUUCUCAGAUUUUUAAAAUUCUGCAUUCACCUUCUCGUUUGCAGCAAAAACUUAUGGAGAUAGUGUAGUGCUUGUCAGGUCACCAAAUGACUGUUUAACGCAAAGUGACCUUAAUGACGGGGAAGAAGUCCAUCUUGUCUUAGCACAAGUACUUCAUGAAAAGAAAGGUGAAAAGCAGAACUGUAUGAGUUCAUCGCCAGUCAAUGUUUUUGAUGGUGAACACACAAUCUGUAGUGAUGCAGAAGCCUACCCAUGUCAUAUUGUUACUAUCAAAGUGAAACCUAGAACAUCCUCUGAAUAACAAUGUCAUUACAAUACAUGGGGGCAAGCAACCAUAUGACACCUCUGAAAAUACUAAAUUAUCAACAAGUAUAUGACAUUUCUUGUUAUCCAACUAAAACAAAUUAUGAAUAACCCCCAGGUUGGUAAACACUUAAUUAUAAUUAUAAAACACAGAGAUAAACAUAUUUGAAGGGAUUUCCAAUCUGUAUUUGAAAAUAGAAUCCGAAAUGUCCAAUACAUUGAGACGUUGCCCCCUUAAUUGACUUAACAUUAUGUGAUGUAAUUCCCUGGACCAUUACUAUUAUAUCAAUAUCCAGCUCUGUAGAUCACAUAAGAAAAUGUAUAAUGAUAAAAUCCAACAGGAUACCUAUAACUUAUAACGUGCAUGUUUCAAAAAUAAAGGAGAGUAAUUGAACAAGUGUGGGAAUACCGGGAGACUAGUGGAUGUCAUAUUUGCGAACAGCCCAGGCACAGUGAAAUUAAUCCAAAGAUUUGAUUGAUUUGCAAGUGGGUGUUUGAAAUAUAGUUUAGUUUUAGUAAUUAACUAUUUCAAAUCUAUAAAAGCAGUGCAUUUUGGAGAAUGAUGUGUGAAUGUAAAAUUGUUCAACAACAGAGAAAGUGUGUAGAUCACUGAU
Messenger RNA from Lymnaea stagnalis (great pond snail), 10948 nucleotides. The record is from the annotation of a GenBank genome assembly. Lineage: Eukaryota; Metazoa; Mollusca; Gastropoda; Lymnaeidae.